Paramisgurnus dabryanus is the source of this 2270-nucleotide messenger RNA. RefSeq names its product scavenger receptor cysteine-rich domain-containing protein DMBT1-like. Gene Ontology annotation, cellular component: membrane. Gene Ontology annotation, biological process: cell-cell junction maintenance. Lineage: Eukaryota; Metazoa; Chordata; Actinopteri; Cypriniformes; Cobitidae. The record is from RefSeq and is a predicted model, not a curated record.
UGCUUUAUUUUUGUCACGUUUUUUUUGUCCGUUUUUGUACAUGCAUAAACAGAAGUCAGUUUCACUAACAGGAUUACAAGUUUAGGAUCCGCAUGAUAUGCAUUUUAUUGUUGGAUCACUAAGAAACAACACAAGAAUAACAAUGCGAAGAUCUCUUCUUUCUUUGAUUUUAGCCUGUGCUCUGAGUUCUGCAUCUGGAGCUGAUGUUCGACUGGUCAAUGGUAGUAAUCCUUGCUCUGGUAGAGUUGAGGUCUUUCACAAUGGUAGUUGGGGAACUGUGUGCGAUGACUCUUGGGACAUUAAUGAUGCUGCUGUGGUGUGCAGACAAGUGGGCUGUGGAAAAGCUCUUAGUCCAAACAGUGAUGCUUUUUUUGGCCAGGGGAGUGACCCAAUCUGGCUGGAUGAAGUUGAAUGCUCCGGAAAUGAGAGCAGCCUUAUAGAGUGCAAACACAAUGGACUAGGAUCACAUAACUGUAGACACAGUGAAGAUGCUGGUGUUAUAUGCUCAGGUGAUGUUCGACUGGUCAAUGGUAAUUCCUGCUCUGGUAGAGUUGAGGUCUUUCACAAUGGUAGUUGGGGAACUGUGUGCGAUGACUCUUGGGACAUUAAUGAUGCUGAUGUGGUGUGCAGACAGGUGGGAUGUGAAAAAGCUCUUGGUGCCAACAGUGAGGCUUCUUUUGGCCAGGGGAGUGACUCUAUCUGGCUGGAUGAUGUUGCAUGUUUGGGAAGUGAGAGCAGCCUUAUAGAGUGCAAACACAAUGGACUAGGAUCACAUGACUGUGGACACAGUGAAGAUGCUGGUGUUAUAUGUUCAGGAGGUGAUGUUCGACUGGUCAAUGGUAGUAAUUCCUGCUCUGGUAGAGUUGAGGUCUUUCACAAUGGUAGUUGGGGAACUGUGUGCGAUGACUCUUGGGACAUUUAUGAUGCUGAUGUGGUGUGCAGACAGGUGGGAUGUGGCCAAGCUCUUAUUGCAAACAGUGAGGCUUCUUUUGGCCAGGGGAGUGACUCUAUCUGGCUGGAUGAAGUUGAAUGUUCUGGAAGUGAGAGCAGCUUAAAACAGUGCAAACACAAUGGACUAGGAUCAAAUGACUGUGAACAUGAUGAAGAUGCUGGUGUUAUAUGUUCAGAUAACAGAAUAAUAUUCCAUCCUGUAAAGAUUUGUUUACAAACUAUUUGAAGCCAGGGCUUAAAAUGGGCUCACAGUUAAAACUUGACUCUUCUGUAUCGUGUACUAAAACUGAUGGAAAAUUAAAAGCUGUUAUUUUCUAGGCAGAUAUGGCUAGGAACUAUACUCUCAUUCUGGCGUAAUAAUCAAGGACUUUGCUGCCAUAACAUGGCUGCAGCAGGCCUGGUGAUAUAAUGCACUUCCCGAAAAUAGUCCCCUUGGUUACUUUCAAUAGCAGGGGACUAUUUUCGGGGAGUGCGUAAUAAAACUAUGCCUGCUGCUACGAUUUUAUUUUUUAGCGCAAUGCUAAUGGUCUAAUCAGCUUGAAUGGAUUGUGCUAAGCUAUGCUAAAAGUGCUAGAGCCAGACCUGGAGAACAGCUGAAUGGAUUCCAAAAUGGUAAAACUCACAUGUUUAACUCCAUGGGAGCUGGAAAAUGAGCAUAUUUAAAAAAAAGUGGAAUGUCCCUUUAAGAUUAUUAAUGCUUACAUAUAUAUCGGGUUCUUUUGCAUUUUUGCUAUUGGUUUAACUCCUUAUGUUGAUUAUUUGCCUUUUAAAGCAACACUAUGUAGUUUUUCAACCUUUAAAUAAUGUCUCUAAAAUUAUUUCAGUGAUAGAACAACUCUUAACUAGACAAAUUCUACUGCUGCUGCAACCUGAGCAGCCUCCUAGCUGCUACAAGCACACUCUGAAAGUCGAGGUGGAGGGUAGAGCACACAGCCCCGCCCCUCCCCCUGCCUGCAAAAGAGUGUCUGAUACCAGGCACUGUUGCACAUUUCAACCACAUGGGGGAGCCGUAAGUCAUUUUUACAUGGAAACUACAUAGUGUUGCUUUAAACUUAUAAUUACUUACUUAUUUAAAUACCAUUGUUUAUAAUAGUUUGAUAGAUUCAGUGCUACAACAAUUGAUGCUGAUUAUUCAUUAUUUUGCCCUUACCUUUCUGUGUCCAUCAAGAUGCUGUGGCAGUAUUGCACAGAUGUUAUGUUUAUAAUGUAAAUAUUAUGUGUUUACAUUGAAAAGUUUUUUUAAUGUUUGAUUUUUCAUGAAGGUACGGUAGUUACAUUUGCAUUGCUAUUAAUGUUAAUAAACAUUUUACCCAGGACAA